AUGAUAACGAAGGCAGUAGAAGCUAGUGGAACAGUUACUAUUACAACUGUAACCCAGCAACUAUUUCGAACAAAGAUGGAUUUUAAUGAAUGUUUCAUUCAUCCAAAGUCAUUCUCUUUAGACCCUAACAUUUAUACAGAACUUGUAGAACAUUAUACAAACGAGGCUUUAUGUUUUCCUGUUAAAGUUAUGGAUUGGAUUCCUAUGGACGGUUCAUUCUCAAAGAAUACAGAUAGUUCAAGUGCAACAUUUACAGCAGCUUAUACGCCUAUUAAUGUUAAAAGUAUUUGGGCACUAUUUAGAAAGAAAGACAACUAUUAUGUUAAUUUUGAGAACCCUAAGUUUAAAUAUCUUCAGCUUUCCAUGGGAGCUUAUGGAAAUAUGCCUGCAGAACCUGAAAAAUCAUAUGGACCUGUAUUUUAUGAAAUGGUUGCGAACGCCUGCAAUACAAACAAUGAUAUGAUAGGAUUUAAUGAAGAUGUUAUGAGGUCAUUGGUGGAUGAUGGUAGUGUGGAACAUAAAUGGGAUAGCUAUGACAACACACAUUUCUUAUGUGGUUUUCCAACAGAAGUGGACUUUUGCUUCCAGCAAGGUCAAACAUCUACUGCUCCAAUAACAUACAAAUUGUCU
Trichomonas vaginalis G3 is the source of this 630-nucleotide messenger RNA. RefSeq lists its product as uncharacterized. The record is from RefSeq and is a predicted model, not a curated record. The transcript has a single exon. Lineage: Eukaryota; Parabasalia; Trichomonadida; Trichomonadidae. The annotation marks the transcript as partial.